Molecule: messenger RNA, 694 nt
Organism: Rubroshorea leprosula
Lineage: Eukaryota; Viridiplantae; Streptophyta; Magnoliopsida; Malvales; Dipterocarpaceae
Source: the annotation of a GenBank genome assembly
UAUUAUGAUUCACUUUCAACAAAAAAAACAUCAAUAAUAAAAGAGCUGAUAUGGUUUCAGUUCCCUUUCUAGCAGCAGAUGGUGAUAUGAGCGAAACUGCCUUUCUUUUAACAAGAGCUUCAAGACUAGGAGUGGAGACUCUCACAUGCAGCAAGCAGAGAGCAAGUCGGCGUAGUGCAGCAAGCAGAGAGCAAGUCGGCGUAGUGCAGCAAGCAGAGAGCAAGUCGGCGCAGUGCAGCAAGCAGAGAGGGGUCCGGCAUAGUGCAGCAAGCAGAGAGGGGUCUGGCACAGUGCAGCAAGCAGGCAGCAAGUCCGGCACAAGCAGCAAGUCCAGCACAGUGCAGCAAGUCCAGCACAGUGCAGCAAGCAGCAAAGAGCAAGUCCGGCACAGUGCAGCAAGCAACAGAGAACAAGUCCGACACAGGCAGCAAGCAACAGAGAACAAGUCCGGCACAAGCAGCAAGCGCAGAGACAAAGUUCAGCAGUCAGCAGGAUGAACUCCAGUAGAUCUGCAGGCUGCAGCUAACAGCUUUGACAGCAGCUCCAGGAGCAGAUCUGUAACAGCUCCAACAGCAGAUUUGCAGUAGAUUUGUAGCAGCAAGAAGGGGAGAGGAAGGUUGAAGGUGAGGUGAGACUUGAGAGCUUGAUUGGCCGGCUGAAAGCAAGAGUGAGUGAGGGGCUGUGGCUGCGAUGU